CAAAUAGCGAAAGUAUUUCCAAACAAAAUGUCGGCCCAAUGUCAACUGAGAAUAACGGUAUUGCUUUGUGUCAUUUUGGCCAUGAUCCAGGAGAAACAGGUGCCCGUGGAGGCCACAGUUCGUGACCUCUGCCAAUCGGUGCCGAGCACAAGCAAUGGCAUUUGUAUGCCCAGCACAGUGAAUAUAUACUACGAUCCGGAGACGCAGAAAUGUCGCUAUAUAGGGUGCAGUAACAAGAGGCACUCAGAGCUGGAGGACUGUGAGAAGAUCUGCAACAAUGCGCGGCACGUGAAGCGUCGCAAUCGGACAAAGGCCAAUGAGACCACGCAUUGAAAAUAUUUACAUAUAAAAUAUGAAAUAUAAACAUAAUGAGAGGACUUUGUUGUUCAUUUCUCGAGGGUGUGUUUCCCUCAGCUGCGACAGCAUGUUAAGCUUGGACUUUAUUGUUUAAUGAUUUUAAAUAAGUCAAGUU
Messenger RNA from Drosophila serrata, 472 nucleotides. RefSeq lists its product as uncharacterized. Gene Ontology annotation, molecular function: serine-type endopeptidase inhibitor activity. The record is from RefSeq and is a predicted model, not a curated record. Lineage: Eukaryota; Metazoa; Arthropoda; Insecta; Diptera; Drosophilidae.